This is a messenger RNA of Ruditapes philippinarum (Manila clam), 1113 nucleotides long. Its product is annotated as interferon-induced protein 44-like. The record is from RefSeq and is a predicted model, not a curated record. The transcript has 7 exons. Gene Ontology annotation, molecular function: GTP binding. Lineage: Eukaryota; Metazoa; Mollusca; Bivalvia; Venerida; Veneridae. Bases 1 to 1113 code for a protein of 370 amino acids.
AUGGUUGUAAUUGCAACAAAAUUUGACAAGCUUUGUCCGAAGAUAUCAAAGAAUGUUGAUCAUCUUUUCAAAAGUCCAAAAGCUAAACAGGCAGUCGCCAAUAUCGCUAGCUUCCAUGGAGUAAAUUCAAAUCAAGUGUUUCCUGUGGUGAAUUAUAUUGAUGAAGAAGAGCGCCUACACACAAAAGAUCAGUUGGCGUUGAAAGCUGUCUAUAGGAUUUAUAAAUUAAUAGAGGAUAGGAAAAUACGCCCUGACCAUUGGAAAGCUCGUGAAGGUGUGUUGCCUGACUGGACUGAUGAUGCUGAAAAAAGAAAUCUUGUGAGUGAGAAAUUGACACCCUUUGAUGAUAUGAACCUACGGAUCCUGUUAGUUGGUCCUGUUGAUAGUGGUAAAUCGAGUUUUAUCGAUUCGGUUCAUUCUGCGCUUUGUGGUAAAAUUGCUUGGGAUGCCAGCAUUAUGAAUGCGAGGGCAAAGACCGAUCAUAUUUUAUCUACAACAGAAAAGUUCAAGCUUUUCCCCGUUGAUUAUGUCGACAAAGAUACAGGCGCAAAACGGAGGAGCGGUAUACGUCUAGGUGAUACACCUGGGUUUCAAGAACAAGAUGGCAUCAAAGAAGAUCAUGUCAAUUCUAUUAUUAGUGGAAAUGUUGCCGACGGCUAUAAAAUAAUUAAUGCAAUUCAAGAUACACAAGAAGACUUGCAGAGGGACCAAUCACCAGGUGACAAAAUGCACUGCGUAUGUUUUGUUUUCGACUGUGAGAAAGUACAAAAAGGCCUCCCAGAAAAUAUAAAAAGGUCAAUGAUUAAGUUGCGUUCGAUAAUUGUGGAAAAGGCUUGUCCGCAUAUAGUGCUUUUAACAAAAUGCGACAAAGUAAGCGAUUCCUUGAAAACGAGCAGACAGAGGAUUUUUGAAGACGGAAAUGUACGGGAGUGCAAGGAAAUACUCAAGAAAGAGUUCCUGUUUAAACAACAACAGAUAUAUCCUAUAGUUAAUUACGAUGAUCAAAUUGAUGUGGAUAAACAAACUGAUAGACUCAUUUUAGCGGCUUUCUUUGAAAUCCUUGACCUUCGAAAGAAACCUAUGGAAAGUGCUGAGGGACAAGGAGAGGAAUGA